Mollisia scopiformis is the source of this 2888-nucleotide messenger RNA. RefSeq lists its product as uncharacterized. NCBI's taxonomy places the organism in Eukaryota, Fungi, Ascomycota, Leotiomycetes, Helotiales, Mollisiaceae. Gene Ontology annotation, cellular component: nucleus. The record is from RefSeq and is a predicted model, not a curated record. Gene Ontology annotation, molecular function: nucleic acid binding; exonuclease activity. The transcript has a single exon. The coding region runs from base 413 to 2464 and encodes 683 amino acids.
CCGUUCUUUGAGAAGUUUGCUGGCCUUGUCACAUCCCUGGAGUUGAACCCUCAUUCUUCGCGAGGUCAAGUCACAUCUUCAACAGGGUCUCUGAGCAUCUAGAAGAGACUUCAUGACAUUCACUCGAAUCGGUUUGAAGCUGGGUAGCCUGAAAUUCGAAGCUUGUACAACGGGUGCUACAAGUGUUUGACAACUUUGCGCUUCGACCUAGGAAGCGUACUUAAAUACCUGGGCAUAAGUGCAACAUCAUUCAAUUAGCCUUCGGUAUCGACUUGUUUCUUCUCUACUUCAACACUCUUGUUCUUCAACACGCCAAAUUCUGCAUCACAAUCCACGACACAGUGCACAUGCAAUCUAUCACAAGUCCACGUGAUUCAGCCACCUCGACUUACGAGGUCAGCCAAUAUCAAUCAUGUUCACCUCCAAAGGCCUCUUCUCGGAGAUAAUAUGUCCACACAAAGACACGUGCAUGUUACCCAGAUGCAUUUUCAAACACUCGGAUACGAAGGCUGGUGGUUCAACAGGUCUCGAAGUCCAGGACGAUGUGACACCAAGCAACGAGCAAGAGGGGCAAAGGAAAAGAAUCAAACUUGAUGACGAGGCUGAGCAGACUGUCAAUGGAGACCUCGACAAGACAACAGCAACAAACACGUUGCUCAAUAAAGUCUCUUCGAAACCAUUGGCAACAAAGUCAGCAUUAGCUGAGGCAUCGAACAAGAAGAGUUUGGCAGCGACUCGGCCCAUUUCUCCUCCUCCUUUACGACGAAAAUCUGAGAAUGGAUCAUCAGCCGGUGUCAAACAUGCUUCAACGCCAAACAGUAUUUCCACACCCAAAUCCAAGCCAAAACUACCAGUUAAGGUUCCCUUGAAAGUAGAAGAUCUAAACCCACGCACCCUCAGCAUACCUGCUCCGGCAGCACAUAAUACUAGACUCCAAUUAAUACGAUUUCUACAUACCGAAUUCGUUCGGCUCAAUAAUGAGCUAGAAAAGGAUGCCAAGGACGAUGAAGAAGAGCUCGUUUUGUCAGCACAAGCACUUAUUACCAAAGCUUUGGAUAUUGAGGAAGACGCGGCUAUGACUCAAUCAUUGAUAUACACAAAUGUAGUCAAGAACAGAGUCCAUGCCUACCGGAAAAUGUCCGUCAAAACAUGGGUCGAAGAACGAGCCAAGGAGGUUGCUGCGACGAAAGCUCGCGAGGGUAAGUCAGCUGCCCAGCCAACAGAACCACCAAAGACACUUGAGACUGGUUUAACUCCAGAGCAAGAGCUCAAGCUUUUACCAAGACUUCACACGCCUGUCACGGGGUUAACGGCUCACGGCUACGUAACCAACAUUCCAACACCUGCAGAAAUUGAAUCUGCCAAGGCAGGAGUCGAAGCUGCCCAAGGCUGGGAAGUUUGUGAUCGUUGCAAGAGUAGAUUCCAAGUCUUUCCUGGCAGGAGAGAAAAAGACGGCGCUCUUACAGCUGGCGGAAAGUGCACACACCAUUACGGCAAACCCUACUUGGAAGACAAAUCGACUACAGACCCCAAAGCCAAGCGAGCAAAACGGUAUCGGUGCUGUAAUGAGGUAGUUGGUGAAUCUGCUGGGUGCACGACGGCGGACACUCACGUCUUCAAAAUCUCAGAAGUCAAACGAAUGGCUAGCAUACUGAACUUUGAGAAGACGCCUGAUAAUCCGGCCAAGGACUCAAGCAAGCCUGUUUGUAUUGAUGGCGAGAUGGGCUACACAGUCUAUGGUCUAGAGCUUAUACGAUUGACGGCAACUUCUUGGCCUAACGGAGAAGAGCUGUUCGAUGUACUUGUCAGACCUGUGGGCCCUAUCUUGGAUCUAAAUUCCCGAUAUUCAGGAGUGUGGCCCAAAGAUAUGGCAGAAGCACCCGCAUGGUCUGAUCAUCCGCCGAAAAAGACGCCAACGAAGACUGACAGCGAGAACGGUAAACACAAGCUCCAGAUCGUCGACUCUCCAGCCAAAGCGCGGUCUCUCUUAUUCUCAUUCCUCUCCCCCAAAACACCACUCAUCGGCCACGGCCUCGAAAACGACCUAAACGCAACUCGCAUGAUCCACCCAACCAUAAUCGACACCGCACUCCUGUUCCCACACCGAGCCGGACUGCCCUUCCGCAAUGGGCUGAAAGCCCUGAUGGCCACGCAUCUCAAUCGGCAUAUCCAAGUGGUGAUCGAUGGGAAAAUAGAAGGACAUGAUAGCAAGGAAGAUGCAAAUGCAGCAGGAGAUCUGGUGCGAUUUGCGCUGGGAAAUGAGUGGAAGAAGAUGAUGAAUGAUGGAUGGAAGAUUGAGAAUGGGAUGUUUAAGCAUGGGGCUGGGAGGGAAUUAAUCCCUUCUUCGGAGACGAAAGCUGAUAAGUUGAAGGCGUUGGCCAGAGAUGGGGCGGGCAAGAAGAGGAGUAGGGAGGAGAUGGAGGAGGAGGAUAAGAGGGAGAGGUUUGGUGGGUUGAAUUAUUAGGAUGGUGGUUGUUGCUUGGGUUGAGGACUUGAGUUCUGCUAUGGGAAAGGAUUUUAUGGCCGUGAGAAGAUGAUGUUUUCGAGGCCCGGCCCUUACACCUCUUGACCCUGGCAGGUAUUAAAACGAAAGCUGGAGGUAAGAUCACAGUCAGAGACGCAUACAGAGUCGAAAGAAGUCCUCUUCUGAGCGCAUGGAGAGGUCGGGACUUCAUGAAAUGGACAUUAGGAUAAUUAGCCUUGAUAUUCGAGCACUGAGGAGAAUCAUCAUAUGUAUAGCGAUCCAGCCGAGCAGGCUUACUUCUCCUCUGCCACUUACUAUCUCUUUCUGAGAAAACUCAACGAGGCGUUCGUUCAGCUAAUGAUAAGUCUCUUCUAUUGUUGCAAAACUGAAAACGGAGGUAUAAUGAGAUAAUUGAAGAAACCAC